This is a messenger RNA of Uloborus diversus, 1211 nucleotides long. RefSeq lists its product as uncharacterized. The transcript is spliced from 4 exons. Lineage: Eukaryota; Metazoa; Arthropoda; Arachnida; Araneae; Uloboridae. The coding region runs from base 35 to 1111 and encodes 358 amino acids. The record is from RefSeq and is a predicted model, not a curated record.
CGCAUGUGUUCUCUUAUUAAGUUGUCGGAUCAAAAUGGAGCAAUCUUUGAAUUUGAAUGUUGUGGAAACUGAUGAUAAUUCCAUGAUUACGGAAGAAAAUGCCAGUAAUUAUGCUCUCAGUGUUUCUAAUGAGUUGCGUAAAGAAUCUAAUUUUGUAAGUAAUCCUUCUGAAAAUUUGUGUCUUAAAUCUUGUGCGGUGUCUGAUUCAGAUGCAUCUUUUGUUUACAAUGUCGAAUCUGUUUCUCCAAAACAAUCGGACGGAACUUAUCCGCCCUAUGCCAGGAAAUCACUUCAAUCACCUCAUGUUCUCCAUGUUCGUUCCGCUGAAUCUGACCAUUUGAGUGAGAACCAUGCAGAAUUUACAGCAAGUGAAAACCAAAGUUCAUCCCAAGGUAGUAACCUUCAAGUUUUUAAGAACUCUAAACUAGAAGACUCAAGUGGAGGUGUAUCUGAUCAAAAAUUUCCUAAAAUUGAUACUGAUUCCUGUGAUCAGAGUGUGAUAAGUUCUUGUGAUCCUUGUUCAGCUGAACUUCCUGAUAAUGCUAAAAAGGCUGGUAAAAUGGAUGAGUGUUUGAUAAACCGAUUUAAUGCGCUGUCUUGUGCCUCUAAUCAGUUAAAAGAUUCAAACCUUAGCCAAAGCAAAAAGCGUAAAAGAGAAGAAAUGCAAAACAGUGACACUGACUCGAAUAGUGUGGAUGAUGAUGCUUCUCUUGAUGAUGCAGAAAUUGAUGCCAUUCCUUUCUUUAUUGCACUGGGAGUGCCCUCAGCAGCAGAAGUCGUUGCUGAAGUUUUACAGGAUGAUUUUGAUGAGGAACACAUCAAUGAGGAAGUUUUGGAUGACAUAAAUUGUGCAACAGAGGUUUAUAUUCAUAAGACAUUUAGAGAUAUGAUUAUUGAGAAACAAGAAGAAUUAUUGGAAAAACAUAGGAUCCUCACCUCUUCCGAAGGCUCAGCUGCUCAGAGCUCAAGCAGUAAUGAUGAAGAUGUUGUUGACAUUUUUGCUGUUCUUCAGGAGUAUCCUGAUCUUGUGCCUCUUGAAACUGUACGAGACAUGGCUAUUGAAUUUAUGUUUGCAAGAAUGACUGAUGCUUUGGGGGAUAUAUUUUGUUAAAAAUUAUAAUAUUCAUUUAUACUUAUUGUAUCAGCUUAUAUAUUUUGUUUAAAUAAAGGUCCAGCUCUAUUUUAUAUGACUAUGGGCUGAAAUUUCAAAA